GAUGGCAGCCGCGGGUCCCAGACCUGAGUUGUCAUCUCUUUCACCCACCCACUAGGUCUCUUUUCUUUGAAGAUUCACUAACACUCGUUCUUUCUCACCGGAAAGAAAGUUACCAACCUAUUAUGUUUUCGUCCUCACGCGCUGUGCGUGUUGUGGUCUCUUUUCUCUCUCUUUCCGUUUCUCUCCCAUACACCUUAGCAUCGCCAGCUCAAGGAAACAUUAACCGUCGUGCUUCUGUAUGCAAUGGUCACGCCGAGCUCUGCAAUCGUAGUUUUGGUAAUGUCACGUUUGUCGGGGCCCACGACUCGUACGCUGUGGGGAUAAACAGCAUUGCUGCCAACCAGGACUAUAACAUCACACAGCAACUAAACGACGGUAUCCGAAUGCUCCAAAUGCAAGCACACAACCUGAGCGGUGUAAUCCAACUCUGCCACACGACCUGUGGACUUUAUAAUGGCGGUCCACUUUCAACAUAUCUAGGAACAGUCAAAACGUGGCUGGACGCCAACCCUAAUGAAGUUCUAUCUCUACUCAUCGUCAACUCUGAUGACUUCCCUCCUACUGCCUACGAUUCUAUCUUUAAAUCAGUUGGACUUGAUACCAUGUCGUAUGCACCUACAUCAGCAGUUACACCUGCUACUCAGUGGCCUACCCUUGGCUCACUCAUCGACUCCGGAAAGAGGUUACUGACAUUUAUGGAUGCAUCAGCAGAUUUUACGUCGGUGCCAUACAUUAUAGAUGAAUUCACUAACAUUUGGGAGUCGCCUUAUGACGUUUUUACUCUGCCUUUCGACUGCAGCGUCAACCGUACAAAAGGCGACUCUUCCACAGAAAUGUACCUCAUAAACCACUUCUUCGACCAACUUAUCCUUGGACAGCCAGCUCCUGACCCUGAUCAAGCCAAUCAAACUAAUGCCGUCAAUGGUACUGGUUCUUUGGGUGCCCAAGUCGCCACAUGCGUUGCCGACUAUGGGAGGAACCCAAAUUUUAUGCUCGUUGAUUUCUACGAGUAUGGUGGAGGAUCGGUUUUUCAGGUUGCGGCGACUGCGAACAACGUCACAUAUAAUCCCAGCACCCCUAUUGCAGCGCCCAUUCCACAGGGUGUAAACACCUCUCCUGGCUCUGGCUCAAGUCCUGGGUCACAAUCUACAGGUGAUGGAUCGGUUAUGUUGCCUGCCGUGUGGAUAAUGCUUGCCACCGUGCUGUUUGGCACCUACUGUGUGUUGUUGUGAAGUCUUUAUAUCUACAGUUCUAUUUACACCGAGUCGGCUUCUGCUUGUCAUCUUCUGGUAUUUCACAUGACGUUGAACAUCUUAAAUUGCCAUAGAUUUACCAUCCUAUAAGAAAAAAAAGAACUACUCUUCCUCUCCACAACUCCGGACUUGAUCACCCCGCGACGACUGGACCGGCACUAUGGCUACCCAAAACCUGCUCCCACCACCCCACUAUAACCUGCGCACUCGGACAAAGACGUCGGGGACCUUUAGAAGGGCUAGUAGUGAGUCAUCGCGUUCUAACUUACCUGACAGUCCAACGCAUGCCGUACCUCACCUGAGCCCUGGAGGCCAGGGAGGGACAACCAACCUCUGAGCCUCGCGCUCUUACAGUGACGUAGUCAGAGUGGGACCCAACCUGUAACUACCAGGGCGAGGACUGGCCAAGCUAGAACU
This is a messenger RNA of Serpula lacrymans var. lacrymans S7.9, 1670 nucleotides long. RefSeq lists its product as uncharacterized. Gene Ontology annotation, molecular function: phosphoric diester hydrolase activity. The transcript has 10 exons. The coding region runs from base 123 to 1232 and encodes 369 amino acids. The record is from RefSeq and is a predicted model, not a curated record. NCBI's taxonomy places the organism in Eukaryota, Fungi, Basidiomycota, Agaricomycetes, Boletales, Serpulaceae. Gene Ontology annotation, biological process: lipid metabolic process.